Serendipita indica DSM 11827 is the source of this 1140-nucleotide messenger RNA. Lineage: Eukaryota; Fungi; Basidiomycota; Agaricomycetes; Sebacinales; Serendipitaceae. The record is from the annotation of a GenBank genome assembly.
AUGGCCAAAGGCCGAGGCGGCGGUUCUAGUGGAAGUGGGAGUGGUUCCAUUCACGACAGUUGGAGUGCGCCAGGAACGAUCAAGGCCGCUAUGGCAUUCGAGAUCAUCUACUUUGUCGUCAUCCUCGGCGAGUUUAUCAUCAUCUGUCGACGUCUCCGGCUCGUCCCGCCUGGCCGGUAUACACGCGCGCCAUACAUCCUCCUCGCGAUCGUCGCGGGUGCAUUGGCCUUAUCAUACCUUGUCUCGGCAAUUGUUACCAGAAUCAGUUCUUACGAGCUCGGUAUACCGGACCACGACUAUCCAAUCGAGACUAUGCGAGGCUUGAACACGUUCGAUUGGUUCUUGAAAAACAUUGACGCUUCUUUCCGACCCGCAGUCUGCCUCUGGCUUAUCCAUCUUCGUGUCAAUCUGGCAGGAAAAGCCGAGGGUAGUACGUCCACUCCGUGGAUGGAACAUUUAUGGAAGCGCAUUGUCGACUGGUCGCUCGUAGCGAUCAACUUCAUUAUCGAUACUUGCUGGAUGGGAAUCAUAGCGGAUGGCUACAUCUUCUACACCUCAAAUUAUCUGGUUCCCGCCAAUUUUUUCUAUUACACGCGCUCUUGGCGUGAACUCAACUUGGCAGAUCUCUCUAUAGAGCUGAUCCUAACACUCAACGUGAUUGUGUCUUUAAUUGGGCUGGGAGUCUCCCAGAAGAAGAAGAAAUUCAACGACGCGAUAUCUACAAGACUUCUUGCAAUAGUCUUGCCUUUCCUGAUCAUCGGCUUUUUGGAAACUCUUAUCAUUCCCAUCCACUGGCAGACAACCGCACACACCAUACCCGGCUUGGUGGGCACUUUCCACUUGGACUCCUACCUCCCGAUAUUUCUCGGCACCCCGACGGAAUUUUUCCCCACGGAGUUGGCCGGUAUUAUUAUCAGUGGUCUGUGCAGAGUUGGUAUCAUUGGCGGUCUUCUCUCUACGAUGACGAUUCCCAACACAACGUGGUCUCCAGCAAUCCCGUCUGAUUCAGUUGAAGCCCCUGGAUCCAUGUCGCAGAAGCCGUCGCAAUCGUUGCAUCAGCCAUCCUGGCAGAUGGCGCCUUUUGCCCAGGGACGAAACCCACAAUAUCAACCGCCGCAGUACCCACCACCCACCCGUUAA